Molecule: messenger RNA, 1849 nt
Organism: Coccomyxa subellipsoidea C-169
Lineage: Eukaryota; Viridiplantae; Chlorophyta; Trebouxiophyceae; Coccomyxaceae
Product: 26S proteasome regulatory subunit
Exons: 9
Coding region: 156-1652 (498 amino acids)
Biological process (GO): regulation of protein catabolic process; ubiquitin-dependent protein catabolic process
Cellular component (GO): proteasome regulatory particle, lid subcomplex; proteasome complex
Molecular function (GO): enzyme regulator activity
Source: RefSeq, a predicted model, not a curated record
GUCAGCCGUUAGAUAACUUAUUAGGCACCCUGUUAAAAUCAGUAGACAUGCUGACGAAAAAUUUGACCUUGUGAACUGUGAUCGGACUCCAGAAGAUUUUCAAUCACAGGCCUUUCCGAAAGCUUUGACAGCCUUCAAGGAGCAUCUGCUUUAGAAUGGGUAAAGCAAUCGAAAUGAAAGACGCAGAUGCAGCACCCAGCGACUCGACAGCAGCACGGACAGAGAAGAAGGAAACUGCUGAGCAACCUCCAUCAGUCAGCGCCCAGCUUGCAACCAAUGUGUCUCUUUUAGAAUCAGCAGUACGUGCUAAGGAGACAAGAUUGCUAGUAGGCAGGCUGUUGAGGCAGACAACAGCAGUGAGAAAACAACUGACCGCAGAAAAUCUGGCAGACUUUGUCAAGAAUGUCCUCCCAAGGGGAUAUCCAGGGACUUCACUUCUGCUGACACAUCUCAACAAGGCCUCUAGCGCGAUGGAGACUGAUGGCACUGAUGCGCCAGCUGAAAGUGCAGCUGCCUCAUCGGCAGUUGGGCUCCUUCCAGAGUUAGAGACAUAUGCCUACCUGCUGGUGGUCACCUUUCUGGUGGACAAGAAGUUGUAUCCAGAGGCAAAGGAGGUUGUGACUGCGGGCAUAUCUAGGGUUGCUGACUUCAACAGGCGCACAUUGGAUGGGCUGGCUGCGCGCUUGUACUUCUACUACUCCCUCGUGCAUGAGCACACAGACACCCUCGCAGACAUACGAAGCCAUUUGCUCGCCCUGCACCGGACGGCUGUGUUGCGGCAUGACGAGUAUGGACAAGAGACGCUGCUCAACCUGCUGCUGCGGAAUUACCUCCACUACAACCUUUACGACCAGGCUGAGAAGCUGCGCAGCAAGGCGCAGCGCCCAGAGGUGUCGCGCAGCACGCAGCAGCUGUGCCGCUACCUAUACUACCUGGGCCGCAUCCGCGCCAUCCAGCUCGACUAUACCGAGGCCAAGGACUGCCUGCAGCAGGCCUCGCGCAAGGCGCCCAGCAGCGCGGUGGGCUUCCGGGUGGAGGUGAGCAAAUGGCUGUCGCUGGUGCGCCUUCUGCUGGGAGAGGUGCCAGAGCACAGCGAGUUCACCGCCGCCGGCCUCGCCAAGCCCCUGGCCCCAUACUUCAGCAUCGCCCAGGCCGUGCGUGCCGGUGAUCUCGUCGCCUUCAGGCAAGUGGCGGAUGCGAAUGCUGCAGUGUUUGCGGCUGACAAGACGCAGAACCUGAUCGUGCGCCUGCAGUACAAUGUCAUCCGCGCCGGGCUGCGCCGCAUCAACCUGGCCUACUCGCGCAUCUCCCUUGCGGACGUCGCCACACGCCUUGGCCUGGCGAGCGUGGAGGACACAGAGUGCAUCGUGGCCAAAGCCAUUCGCGACGGCGGCGUGGAUGCUGUGCUGGACCACGCCAACGGCUGGAUGCUGUCCAAGGAGGUCGUCGACAUCUACGCCACCGCCGAACCCGCCGCUGCCUUCCAUGCGCGUGUCGCCUUCUGCCUGGACAUCCACAAUGAGGCUGUUCGCGCAAUGCGAUUUGAUGCUGCGGCGAACACCAAGAAGCUGGAGACUGCCGAGUCCGCGCGCGAGAGAGUGAUUGCUGAGGAGGAACUGGCCAAGGCCUACGAAGAGGAGGAGGGCAUCUGAGAUUGUUAUCAGCCUCCAAGUUGGCGCUGGAUGUGAUAAUGGAAAUGCUGCUGUUGCGGCAUGCAUGUACGUGUGCCAUGUGGAGAAGUGUGCGGCACCUUGUGAUGACAAUGCAAAACUAGUAGAAGCUCUGCAGAACAAUUGUGAGUCACGCAUAGCCUAUAUUGCAAGACUAUUGUAAACUGAGCUCUAUUUCU